AUGGCAGCGGCGAGUGGAACCCCGGAGCGGAGGCGGCGUGGGUUGGGGCUGGGGGGAGGGAGGGAGUUUACUUGGGGAGGCCACCACAUCGGCAAAGGAAAGGGGGGGGCGCCCAUCCGCGGCGGCGCAGGCUCCCAGGAGGCCGGAGAAGGAAAGUUGACCCGGGAGCACUGGGGAUCCCCCAAGGGGAAAGGGCGCAGGGGCGGAGAGGAGGUUGGGGAACAGAGCAGGCCGAGCAGGGGAGGAGGGAGGGGAGGGUUCACGGGGAGGGUGGACAAGCCACGGGAGAGGACCGGCGGGCAAAGGCAGGAUGCCAGGAGCGAGAAGAGAGAGGCAGAGAGGGGAGCGGCGCCGUUUGGCAGGACCGGAGUUGUCCGUAGCGACAACAGUGGAUCCGCGUGCCUCUCCCGUGAGAUGGACUGGCAGGGCAGCAGGAGCGGAAGGCUCGAGUCCAAACGGCCCAGAGGGCAUCACGGGAUGCAAAGAUUGGAGAGGCAGCCCACGCAGCGGCCCAGCUGUUGGCAGGACGCCAGAAGAGAGAGGUAA
Molecule: messenger RNA, 546 nt
Organism: Lolium perenne
Lineage: Eukaryota; Viridiplantae; Streptophyta; Magnoliopsida; Poales; Poaceae
Source: RefSeq, a predicted model, not a curated record